This is a messenger RNA of Amphimedon queenslandica, 1466 nucleotides long. RefSeq lists its product as uncharacterized. The transcript has 7 exons. The coding region runs from base 512 to 1426 and encodes 304 amino acids. The record is from RefSeq and is a predicted model, not a curated record. NCBI's taxonomy places the organism in Eukaryota, Metazoa, Porifera, Demospongiae, Haplosclerida, Niphatidae.
GUAUGCAGUAUCACUCUCAAAGCCUCUCCUCAAACGGCUCAUAUUAGAAAUACAGCACUGCGUUGAUUUAACAGGACGACCAGGUCUUAGUCGUCAUCUCAAGUUUGCUAUAGCUCCUGUGAGCACACCCAGUCUUCCUUACCAGUUUUCACUAGUUGAUGGAGGAGAGUUUAAAGCUGAUAGUUGGUAUGGAUCCAUUCAACGUAAAGAGUUCUGUUUGGUAUCUAUUGUUGGGGAGAAACGUCUACCCAAAUCAUCAACUAAUGGAGAUGAGUCAGAGGAAGAGGAGGAGGAGGAGCAAGAGGAAGAAGCAGAAGAGGAAACUGAGGAGGAAGCGGAAGAUGGUAAUAGUGAUUCAUCCAGUGAUUCUGAUAAGACUAAAGAUCCACCAGGAGGUAGGAGUGGAGGACAAAUAUUAGAAAUUGUGACGGAUGAGAGACUUGAGAUUAGCAUUGAUCCAGUUAAUGAUGGACUAGUGAAUGUAGCAGAAAAUGAGGAAGUUGAAGAGCAAAUGAUUCAUCAACAAUCACAGUCUCUGGCAUCUACUGCAGCAGAAUCUACUGGUGUUGAAGAGGCUAUGACAUAUGCUGGACUGGUUUAUUAUGAGGAGAAAAGAGCUGAAGAUUUGGUGACAUUUGCUGUUGUUAAAGAUCUCAAUGCACUUCUUGAGUUUAUUAAGAAAGACUGUCCUCAUGCUGAAAGAGGACAAAAUAUUCUAUUUCGUUUCAAAGAUUAUAAUGGAUAUAUUGAAUUAAAGUUUGAUGCUCCUCAAAAGAAACCAUUCACUGGUUGGUGUAUUGAGCCUCACAUGGAUUCAUGCAAAUUUCUACGUUGUGAUGUUGAUAAGUUUGGUGAAGCUAAUUAUCCUCUUCCUUCCACUUGUCUGGUAUCAGUAUAUGGAUCAGAUGAUGCUGUUCCUACACUACAUUACUCUGUACCACUAGAUGGAGUAGCUGAUCCUAAGACAUUAUUCAUUCACCGAUCACUGAGAACCCUGGGUUUGUCCCUACCAGCAAUUCCUGUAAAUCCAAGGCCCCUACCAGUGCUGAGAAAAAGAGAACAAGGCCUUGAUUUAGUUUCUAUUAAAAAACGAGUACAGCAAGUUCUUACAAAACAUCAAGCUGUUUUGAGUGAAGCUUUUAGUCUUUCUUUGUCCAGCAUAUUCAAUGAAAUGGCUGGAGUAGGUAUUGUCAGUAAUGACUCUGAAAAAUCCUAUGAAGCAAUAAUUAAGAGCUUUAAAGUGGGAAUGAGUUUCAUGAAAAGUUCAUCUGAUCUGGAGUCAUACUGUGUGAAGUUUCUCAAUGGAUUAUCUAAAGUUGGUGGGCCAGUGGCUCUAGCAGCUGAAACAAUAUGUGAUGAAUGGACUGAGGCAAGUGAAGGAGAACUAUUGUUUGAUUGCUUAGCAAAAAGAACCAAAAAUACUUAAUUUAAUAAUUAUUCUCGAAAUUUGCAUAUUAAAAAAUAAA